Trypanosoma grayi is the source of this 1518-nucleotide messenger RNA. Its product is annotated as coiled-coil domain-containing protein 111. The transcript has a single exon. The record is from RefSeq and is a predicted model, not a curated record. The coding region runs from base 1 to 1518 and encodes 505 amino acids. Gene Ontology annotation, biological process: response to UV; mitochondrial DNA replication; error-prone translesion synthesis. Lineage: Eukaryota; Euglenozoa; Kinetoplastea; Trypanosomatida; Trypanosomatidae. Gene Ontology annotation, cellular component: nucleus; mitochondrial matrix. Gene Ontology annotation, molecular function: chromatin binding; DNA-directed DNA polymerase activity.
AUGUUCCUCGCGGCAACUGCCGCCGGCGUGGCGCGGGUGGUGCGCGAGGUGGAGCCGCUGCAGCAGCACCUCUACGAGGUUAUACGCGAGGGGGCGCCAUGCCACUUGUACCUCGACGUUGAGCGGGAGCGGGACUACUCCGCCUGGCGUCCCGUCGUCGAGAUACCCGACAGUAACAGCAGUGGCGAUGAUAGCGGCGGCAGCGACGAGGCAGGUGGGAAUGGAAGCAGCGUCACGUAUGAGUGCCGCAACGUGUCAGAGUACAAGGCGGCGCUUGCCACAGCGAUGUGGCGGCCCCAGCGUUGCUGUGCGUGGGACUGCGAUCUGCACGCCGACAACAGCGCCACGACGGCUGUGCUCCUUGCAGAGCUGCGCGAAUUCCUCCUCACUGCGCACCCCGCCCUUGUGGCAGCAGGCACAGUAGCAGAAGACACGACGUCAGCAAUAUCGGGCGAGGGCGGGGCUCAGCUGCAAGAAGGGGAAGGUGCGACGCUAUUGUCAUCAUCGUCAUCAUCAUCAGCAGCAGCAGCGAGCGGGCCGCUCGGAGCGGGCGCUGAGGCUGUGGUAAUGCGGUCACUGCAGCGUGGCGGGGGCAGAAAGUUCUCCCAGCAUUACGUUGUGAAGUUCGAUGGCCGGUGGUUCAGCAGCAAUGCGGACGUUGGAAGGAUUGUGGGGCACUUCGUCGACUACCUGUACGAGCGCGCGGUGGUGGAGCCGCGGGUGCAUGUCGCACUGUUCUACCACGACCCGCCGAAGGAGUUCGCUGUGUUGCCGAACGGGCCGUUGCCGUUUCUGCCGCUGCGCUGCCUCAUUGAUACUGCGGUGUACAGCCGCAACCGCAUGCUGCGCUGCCUCGGCAGCUGCAAGCUGCACAAGACAAGCGUCCUCGCAGUGGAGGGUGUGCACGGCACAACACCCACUGCUGCUGGGGCGGCGGCGGCGUUAGCGGCCAACGACGUCGUGGCGCUCUUCUUCGCGUCCCUCGUAACCCUCCCAGUGGGCCGCCGCAGUGUGAUAUCUAUGCCGCCACCAUCUGUGACAUCAGCGGCAGCAGCAGGAGGAAGAGGAGUGCCACGCUACGGGGGUGCGCAGGGCGGCGGUCAUGGGGAUGGCAACGUGAGGACGUGUCUGCUGGAGGGCGCCGAUGGGGAGCGGUACCGCGCCCUCGCGGAGUAUGUGGCUCAGCAGUGGAGAGCCGUUGGUGGAGUGACGUGCAGCGCGAGUGGUGUGCGGCAGUGCGGCGAGCGGCACCUGCUGCUGCUGCUGGACGGCUCACGGUACUGCGGCAACGUGGGGCGCGAGCACCGCUCCAACCGCGUCUACAUCAUUGUCGACCUGCAACAGCGUGUGUGGGCGCAGAAGUGUUUUGACCCCGACUGCUGCGCGUACAGGGGCACGCCGCAGCCAAUUCCCGAUGGCGUACUGCCGCACGACCGGCACGACUGGACGGGCGAGACGACGGCCGCCGCACGCGCCACACACGCGGCGCUGCGCACAGCGUUCCAGCCGCCCGUCUAA